AUGGGUGUGGUUGUUUACUAGUUAAAGAGACAAGUAUAUCUUGUACUGGGCACUCUUGAAGUUAGAAAAUGGCUGGUCGUUUUGUAGAGGCUGCGUUUCGUUCCUUAGCUGUGGCGGCUGGAAUAGGGAGUGGUGUAGCUGGAGGGUUCACUGUGAAUCAACUCUUCACCAUAUCCAGGACAACUAUCCCCUUCAACAACACAGAUCAGCCCAUAGAAUUGUUGAUAAAUGAAAUUAAUCCCAAUUUGAUGCUCUACACUCGAGUAUCGGCUGGACUUGCACUUGGACUUGGAGCACUAAGCUUUUUCUUAGCCAUCUCUAUUUUCAUCAGAGUGUGUAAAUGUGAAGCUGGGACUGCCAUUAAGUGUAUCUUUACUAUAGACUUCAUAAUAGUGAUAAUGUGCAUACUUGGAUUUGCUGCUGGAGGUGUCCUCGGUGCCAUUGGAGCAAAUUCAUGGUCAAGAGACAUUGUUGAUAAGAUUGACAUCAUCUCCCCCGUAAUUGAUAUUUAUGAUGUUCUUGAGCCAACCAGAACUCUCCUGGCAGCUACUGCAGCGACAUCUCUUUUUGCCAGUCUCGCAUUCGUGGCACUCAAGUACUGGCUAAUCAUCUUCUCAGCAAGAAAUUGUGACCUGGUUUACAAUGGCUGGAUCUGAACUAACUUAACCUAUUACGUAUAGCUAUUUAUACACAUCACACAUGACAAUGCUGCGUAUAUUUAUUGCUUAUAGUAAUUCGUGUGUUAUUUGAACAUUAAUUAUUCUUAAUACAUUCAUGGUUCUGCAUGAAAUUAAUUCACGAUUGGGUGUGGUGGUGUCAUGCAUUCUCAGCUACAGUGUUGUUAUUCUCUCUAUCAAGAGGUCACCUAGUAGGAUAGAGCUUACCAAAAUAAUGGCUGGCAAAUGUGUUGAAAUUGUGUUUCUAGCAAUUGCAGUUGCUGCUGGAAUAGGUGCAGGAAUUGCUGGGGGUUUCACUGCCCAUCAGUUGAUUGCUAUCUCUGAGAUGGAAAUUCCAGUGAUAUCACAACCCUUGCAGACGUUUAUUCAACUCCGGGACCCCAACCUGCUUACAUACACUCAAGCAUCAGCAGCACUGGCCAUCAGCAUGGCUAUUGUAGGUAUCAUAUUGGCUGGCACUGUGCUCCUUAGGAUCUGCAAGUGCAAUUCGGGUGGGACUGGAACUGCAAUCUUGUGUGUGGAUCUGGUACUGAUAUUGCUGUGUGUGGUUGGGCUAGGAGCUGGGGGUGUGCUCGGAGCCAUAGCUGCCUCUACGUGGAGCACUAACUAUGUUGCAACUGCAGACUCAAUUUUGGUCUUUUUCUUGCCAGUUUUCAGAGAGACGAGAGAUGUUUUAGCAGCUACAGCAGCCACUUCUUUGUUUGCCAGUCUUACGCACAUUAUACUGAUGCUGGUAACACUCAUCAGCUGUGCAAGAAGUCACAACAAAGAAACAAAGAUCUGACAACAACAAAAACAGCAUUUAGAACUUUAUAACUAUACAUAUGCAUGUACAUGUACAUGUACGUAAUACUAUAUAUAUUUAAACAGUAUAUAAAACGUAUGUUUGAGAGUCUACAGUCUGAAUAAUGUCAAUACAAUGUGAAUGGAUUGAAUUUAUUUCCUA
Halichondria panicea is the source of this 1623-nucleotide messenger RNA. RefSeq lists its product as uncharacterized. The record is from RefSeq and is a predicted model, not a curated record. Lineage: Eukaryota; Metazoa; Porifera; Demospongiae; Suberitida; Halichondriidae. The transcript is spliced from 7 exons. The coding region runs from base 69 to 656 and encodes 195 amino acids.